This is a messenger RNA of Helianthus annuus (common sunflower), 1288 nucleotides long. RefSeq names its product probable NAD(P)H dehydrogenase (quinone) FQR1-like 2. NCBI's taxonomy places the organism in Eukaryota, Viridiplantae, Streptophyta, Magnoliopsida, Asterales, Asteraceae. The record is from RefSeq and is a predicted model, not a curated record. The transcript is spliced from 2 exons. Gene Ontology annotation, molecular function: FMN binding; NAD(P)H dehydrogenase (quinone) activity. Bases 287 to 1033 code for a protein of 248 amino acids.
UACAUGUUACUCAAAAGUCUGACAAAACGACGACGUAUGGAGUGGCAGAUAGAUGACUGGAUUCUUCUACCAACAAACAAGCGCGACAUAAUUAUCAAAAGCGUGCUUCAAAUACAAAUUUAAUGAUGGAUCCAAUGCCACCAUCAACAGUCAAAAUCCCCAAAUCACAUCAUAAACCCUAAAACCCCCAAAACCUUAAUCUCCAUCACUCAAAUCCAAAAUUCAGAUCAAUUCCUCCACUAAUUGAUCACAAUCACAUCACUUUCUUCACUAAUUCCAUCUUCCAAUGGGCAAAGGCGGCGGUUGCGUGCCGAGCAAGAAACGUCCACCGGCGGUCAACUCCGGCGACGCUCCGGCCACCGUCAGUUCACCUCCCAUUGCAGAAUCUCAAACCUCCGAAGCUCAAAUUGUGCCAGCAACAAAGCUUAAAAUCUUAAUCGUAUUCUAUUCAAUGUACGGUCACGUUGAAACCCUAGCUCGGAGGAUGAAAACCGGAGUUGACGGCGUUGACGGUGUGGAGGCGGUGUUGUACCGUGUGCCGGAGACGUUGCCGGAGGAUGUGUUGGCGCAGAUGCGUGCGCCACCGAAGGAUGAUGAGAUUGGAGAGAUGAAGGAGGUGAGGGAUCUGGAGAGUGCGGAUGGGUUUUUGUUUGGUUUUCCGACGAGGUAUGGGGCUAUGGCGGGACAGAUGAAGGCGUUUUUCGAUUCCACAGGGCAGUUGUGGAGAGAUCAGAAGCUGGCUGGUAAACCAGCUGGUUUUUUUGUGAGUACGGGAACUCAGGGUGGUGGACAAGAGACUACUGCUUGGACAGCAAUCACACAAUUAGCUCACCAUGGGAUGCUUUUUGUUCCAAUCGGGUAUACAUUUGGGGCUAAUAUGUUCAAAAUGGACUCAAUUCGAGGGGGUACACCUUAUGGCGCUGGUGUGUUUGCUGGCGAUGGGACCCGCGAACCAUCUGAAACAGAAUUAGCACUUGCUGAACACCAAGGCAAGUACAUGGCUGGUGUGGUUAAGAAGUUAGCCCGGGUUUGACUUUGACCUUUUUCAGUUCAUGAUCUCUGUGGUUUUGAAUUUGAUUUCUGUUUUGUGAUCACUCAUGUUCAUUCUUCUAUUGAUUGCUUAAAAUGCUGUACAUUUGGCCUAUAUUUGAUUUGUCUUUACGGAUCGAUACACAAUUAUAAAAAAGUUUGUUCAUGCUGGAUGUGUUGUUUCUGUGUAUACAUUGCAUCAAAUUGUUCUUUUCGUUCAACAUUCAGGUUUGUAUGUAUUAAAGCUGCUGUUUGCAUA